AUGGAGCCUCCACUAAGCAAGUUGGAGACCAUAAUGAGUGAUCAUGCAUCGGUCUUCGCGGACUCUGGAGAAGGGCACAAGGGACCCCCCGUUGGGAUAGAGUUACGGUACGAUGCGGUGCCACAGUUUCGAAAUGCUCGCCCAGUACCUUUUGCAUUGCGAAAAGCAGUGGAGCAUGAGCUCAAGGACUGGGAAACUCAUGGCUUCAUAUCACCAGUGCAGCAUUCAGACUGGGCAACACCGGUUGUCAUCGUCCGUAAGAAAGACGGUGGCAUUAGGUUGUGCGGAGACUAUAAAACGACCGUCAAUGCUGCGUCUAAGAAGGCAUCGCUUCCUUUGCCCUCUGCAAGUGAAAUCCUGGCUAACUUGCAGGGAGGAACAGUUUUUUCAACCCUGGAUCUCGCACAAGCCUAUCAGCAGCUCCGCGUAACUCCAGAAACGGCCCAGAUUUUGACUAUCAACACGUUGAAAGGACUGUAUGCUGUACAUCGACUUCCUUUUGGCGUGUCCACAGCGCCGGCAAUUUUUCAAAGGUACAUGGAGAUUGUUCUUGCCGGAAUUCCUGGAACCAGUGUGUAUCUCGAUGACGUGAUCAUUACUAGAAACACCCGAGUGGAACACGAUUUGAGACUCAAGGAAGUUCUUGAACGACUGAAAACGGCUAAUCUGCGGCUAAAAAAAUCCAAGUGUCGGUUCGCUGUUGAUGAAGUCUCUUACCAACGGCAUCGGAUAAAUGCUGAAGGUGUCCACACGACACAGGAGAAAGUUCAGGUCCUCCUAGACGCACCAGAACCAACGUCGAAAACGGAGCUUCAGUCGUUUCUUGGGUUACUGACUUUCUACGAGAAGUUUUUACCGAACAUGGCUUCGGUAGCCAUUGACCUUUACGAGCUCCUCGCGAAAGACAAAGUUUGGAAGUGGGAGAUAAAGCACAGAGAAGCCUAUGCAAGACUGAAGAAUCUAGAAGGGCUGGCUGUGGUGUUCGCCGUUGCCAAGUUCCACCAGUACGUUGCAGGUCGUCAUGUUACGAUAUUGACGGACCACAAGCCCUUGCUUGGUAUCCUUGGAAGCCAUAAGCCGAUUCCUCAAGUCCUCUCCCCGCGCAUGACUAGAUGGUGCUUACGGUUGGCAGCUUAUGACUACGACUUGGUGUAUCGUAAGGGACCGGAAAACCAGAAUGCUGACUGCAUGAGUCGGCUGCCGCUUCAAGGUAGAACAGAUGAGCCCUAUCCACCGGCAGACGUACUUCUCUUGGAAGGGUUUAAGAACCCCCCUCUUACGAUGGAAGAGCUACGCCAAGGUACACAAGAGGAUGCCAUCCUGUCAGUGGUAUUCAAAGCUGUGCAGUCAGGCGACUUCAGCCGAAUUCAAGGUGACAAGUUCAAGCCGUUUGCUCGACUUGCGUCGGAGCUAUCUAUACAUGAACGUUGUCUGGUCACGGGAACUAGGGUGGUAGUACCUCCUGUUGCACGGCAGAAGGCGUUAGAGUUUAUCCACGCUGGUCACCGAGGGAUGGUUGCCGCUAAAGCAUGUGCGAGGAGUUACAUGUGGUGGCCGAGAAUUGACUCCGACAUUGAGAACAGAGUGCGUGACUGCAAUAUCUGCAAAGAGAGCCGUCGCCUACCCCCCAGGAUUCCUUCAUCGCCUUUUGAACGUGCUUCACGUCCAUGGCAAGUGAUCCACUUGGACUGUGCAGGCCCAUGUGAACGGCACAUGUUGCUGGUCAUCGUGGGCGCCUAUACCAAGUGGCUGGAAUGCCCCCUAUCACCCCUCAACGACACGGGCAAGCUGAAAGGAUGGUUGCGGAGGUCAAGACAGGCCUCAAAAAAGGAACAGAAGGUUCCAUGGAGUGUAGGCUACUAUAAAUUCAUCAACAGUGGGGCUCCAGACUGGAUUCCCAGAACUUUAUUGAAACGACUCGGACCACGUUCAUGGCUAAUCGACAUGGAUUCUGGGAAACAACGCAGACACUUGGACCAUAUCCGUCGUUGCGUGCCAAGUUCGGUGACAUCUCCGUACAAUCCGUUAGAACGUGUGCUGCCCCAUACCACUUGGAGUUCACCUCGAGUGCCCACCCCUGACCAGGAAGAUGUGCAACAGGGUGAACGACCGGUUCCACCCGCUCAGAGUGUCCACUCCGAUUCGCAAGUGACUUAUUUGGAUCCAAGCCGGUUUGUCCGAGAACGUCGUCGACCCUUCUGGCAGAAGGACUAUGUUAUUGGCUAA
This is a messenger RNA of Ornithodoros turicata, 2226 nucleotides long. RefSeq lists its product as uncharacterized. The record is from RefSeq and is a predicted model, not a curated record. The transcript is spliced from 4 exons. Lineage: Eukaryota; Metazoa; Arthropoda; Arachnida; Ixodida; Argasidae. Bases 1 to 2226 code for a protein of 741 amino acids.